Aspergillus clavatus NRRL 1 is the source of this 543-nucleotide messenger RNA. Its product is annotated as DUF1770 domain-containing protein. Bases 1 to 543 code for a protein of 180 amino acids. Gene Ontology annotation, biological process: mitophagy. The transcript has 3 exons. The record is from RefSeq and is a predicted model, not a curated record. NCBI's taxonomy places the organism in Eukaryota, Fungi, Ascomycota, Eurotiomycetes, Eurotiales, Aspergillaceae. Gene Ontology annotation, molecular function: mitochondrion autophagosome adaptor activity.
AUGUCAGAUCCAAUCAUCCAAGUGGCAGAAACCAUCCAAACUGCCUCCAUCAAACGAGAUCCGUCUCCAAGGCACGACAUCAAUCCUUCCACCUCCGCCUCGGAGAAGAGACCAGUCGCUCAACGCGCGCCCUCCGAGGCCGACAGCCUCCCUUCGGACAUCGUUGACCCUAGUCGCAUGAUCCGACCCAUUCCUCGCCGCCAUACCCUCCCUCCCUUGCCGGAUCUGCGGUUCGAACAGAGCUACCUCGCCAGCUUACGAGGCGCCGAUACAUGGGGACGAGUUGCGUGGAUCACGGUUCGGGAUCAGGUUCUGCUUCCUCUCAUGCAGGGCACGCUCUGGACUCUCGCUUUGGCUGGCUGGCGGUACUGGAAUCGCACCGCUUCUCUCAGUGGCCAAACCCUCGGAAGCAGAUUACGGCGGUGGUGGUACGAGGUGAACAAUUGGAAACUUCCUGCUCUCCGCUCGACAAGAGACCCCCGACUUGCCUCAAAGGUCGAAGACUUUUAUACGGCACAAUUCUCGAACGCAGGCACGGAUUGA